This is a messenger RNA of Entrophospora candida, 3609 nucleotides long. Lineage: Eukaryota; Fungi; Glomeromycota; Glomeromycetes; Entrophosporales; Entrophosporaceae. The record is from the annotation of a GenBank genome assembly.
AUGAUAAAAAAUUUACAAACUGAUGCUCAAAAAUUAACUAACGAUAGAGAUAAACUUGUAGCGAAACUUAAAGACACUAAUAUACUUAAUUUUAAUCAACUUGAAGCUGAAGAUGCUAUUUUAUUAACUCCAAUCAAUAAUAUAGAUGAUAAUGAGAACAUUAAUAGUAUCGACAUUAAUAUUAAUGGUAAUAGUUCAAGAGAAAUCAUGCCAAAUCAAAUAAAUUCACAAUCUCAACAAUCCCAUUCUGUAAAUUCUUUACGCUCAAAUUCUUCAGAUACUUCUUUUAAUGCUCUAAUAGGAAUGCUUAACGAUGAGCCUAAUUCAUCAAUAUCAUCAUCUUCAACGAUUGUAAAUAAUGAUCAUUUUGAAAUCCAAAAAUUAGAUGAUUCUUUAAAUGAUGAUAUUCCUUCAAUAUCUAGUGGUAAUAGACCUUCCUCCCCUGUUCCUCUGAUUCCUCUUAAAUCUCCUCAACGCCAAAAUAUAUUCAUAAAUAAUAGUUCUAGCAGUGGUUUACAAGCUGACCAAAAUAAAUUAACUACUCCACCACGUUCUCCCAGACAACCUAUUUCUAAAAAUUUUCAACAAAAUAAUUCAUCUAAUACCAGUAUUAAUAGUGAUGGUAUUAAUCAUAUAAAUAACGAUGGUCAAAAUUCCAACCAUCAGUUCGUUGAUCAAAUGAGACAAAUACCUAUCAAAUCUAAUUCAUUGCCUGUUCAAAAUUUAAUAAUCAAUAAUGAAAAUAAGGCUGAUGUUGAUCCUUUACCACUUAUUUAUAGCGAUCCUAACAAUUUCAUAGGAAAUGAUAAUGAUAGAACUCUUAGAACUAGUAAAUCAUUUAGUCAUACAUCUCAACCUCAAAAAAAUAAAACAAUGCCCUCUCCAUUACAAGGCGGUGGUCAACACAAUGAAUCAAAUAAUUCUGGCUUAUUAAACAACAAUAGUAACAGCUCAUUGUUUAUUCCUCUUGGAAAUCAAGGAAAUAGAAAUAGUAUGAUCAUGGCUCCUCCUAGUAAUAAAAAUAAUACAGAAAGUAGUCCUUCGGCUGAACGUGUAAUGAAUCAUAUAGCAAAUAAAGAUUCUUUACCUGAUGGCAAAGAAGUUUUAGCAUUUGUGAUAAUUGUUGGUAAAUCAAAAGUGGUGGAUGGUAAAAUUGUUGAUAUGGAGAAAGAAUUAUGGAGAAUUGAAAAAUUAUAUUCUGAUUUCUUGGGAUUAGAUAGUAAGCAGCACAAAAGUGUUACACAAAAAAUUGGCAAAUUACCUGAUAAAACUCUUUUUAGUAAUAAUGCUCCAAGUAAGGUUGAUCAAAGAAAGUUGGCUUUGGAACAAUAUUUGCUACAUGUAAUUUCUUUAAAUUUAAGCGAUUCUAAAGAUUUAUAUGAUUUUCUAAAAGGUUAUCUUACCAAGAAAGGCAAAAGUUUUGGUGGUUGGAAAAGUAGAUAUUUUGUAUUAAAUAGUCCGCUUUUAGAAUAUUAUGAAAGUAAAGAGGGUAGUCAACUUGGGUUUAUUCGUUUAACCAAUGCACAAAUUGGUAGACAAAGUAAUGCAAAUAGUGAAUCAGAUAAAGAUGGUGAAAACUCUUAUAGACAUGCCUUCUUAAUAUUAGAACCAAAACUACUCAGUUCCAGGAAUACACAUACACGACAUGUUUUAUGUGCAGAAAGCGAUUCUGAAAGAGACGCGUGGAUAGAAGCAUUACUACAAUAUGUUGGAGUAAAUGAGGAAGAAGCAACAGAAAAAUCGAAAAAAAAGAAAAGCAAGUUGAAAGGAAGUAUUUCUCAACCUGAUAAAAAUGAACACACUGAUAAGCCUAUUACUUCUGAUCCAUCGUUAUCAUCUUCUCAUUUUAAUAAUGAUCAAAUCGAUCCAUCAAAAAACAUACAUCCAAGUAAUCAACAACAUUAUCCUCCUCAUCGUCAACAAUCACAUCCUUCUUCUCAGCAGUCACAUUUUCCUCCUCAUCAUCAACAGUCACACCCUCCUCCUCAUCACCAACAGUCACACCCUCCUCCUCACCACCAACAGUCACACCCUCCUCCUCAUCACCAACAAUCACAACCUCCUCUUCAAUAUCAACAAUCACAUCAUUUCCAAACACAAACAUCGCCAUCGUUGUUAGGUGUUAGUGGUAGUAACAAAACCAAUAGCAGACAUAGCUUUACACCUCCAAGGGAUGAAUUAGAAAAGAAUAGUGCACCUGAACCGAGGGAUAUUUCACCUCUUGGUAAUAACAAUAACAAUAAUCAAACAACAUAUUUAAAUGGUCAACCAAACCUUAGAAAAGGUCAAAAUGACGAACAUAAGAAAGCAGCUAGAAAAACAUUCUUUGGCACUAUGUUUGGUAUUAAAGAAGAUAAAAAAAAAUAUCAAGAUCAGAAACCUGAUGCUCAUAAAGUCGUAUUUGGAGUUCCACUUGAUCAGGCUAUUGCUGUCUCAAGAAUAAAAGAAGGUUAUGAGCUACCAGCUGUUCUUUAUCGUUGCAUUGAAUAUUUAGAUGCUAAGGAUGCAGCUGAAGAAGAAGGUAUAUAUCGAUUGAGCGGAGCAAAUGCCACUAUAAAAAUGUUAAAGGAUCGAUUCAAUACUGAGGGCGAUGUUAAUUUAUUGGGUGAAGAAGAUUAUUAUGAUGUGCAUGCAGUGGCUGGUUUGUUGAAACUUUAUCUUAGAGAAUUACCAACCAGUGUACUCACCAGAGAUUUACAUUUGGAAUUUGUACAUGUUAUUGAUUUACUUGAUAGAAAAGAACGUAUAAAUGAACUUGGUCGAUUAGUCUCUACAUUACCAUUAUCUAAUUACACACUGCUAAGAACAUUAACAGGACACUUAAUAAGAAUUGUUCAAAAUGCAGCUGUCAACAAAAUGACCGCGAGAAACAUCGGAAUAGUUUUUUCACCUACACUUGGCAUACCAGCUAGUGUGUUCAGUUUAUUCAUGGCAGAAUUUGAUUAUAUAUUCUUCACUGAUAGUGAUGGUAUUGCAGCACCAAGAACAAUGGAUGCACCAUCAGAAGCACCCGAUAAUUCAAAGAAUUCUCCUGAUACAAAGAAUCCUCCAAUAUCACUGUCACCUGUAACGGCUAUUCGUCGUCGUGAUAUACGUGAUGAAAUUACAGGUAGAAAUAAUCGUAACAGUGUACAUUACAUGGAUAGUGCACCAGAAAAAGUUGUAGGUUUAGAAAGAAAAAUGACAGUUACUAAACCUACUCAGAAAGAUGAUACAUCAGAUGAAGAAGUUGUUAAUGAUCUUGCAAUUCAAGCAGAACAAGAUGAUGAUUCUUCAUCAAUAGACGAAUUAACAACUCAAUCUGCACCAAUAUCACCAAGAUUACCUGUGGCUCGAUACCCUAAAACGAACUCUAUACCGACGUCAACAUCGCUAAAUAAUGAUUCAACAGAAUCGAAUGGAUUAUUGGAUACAGGUGAUUUGCGUAAAAUGCGUCGAUUAACAGUUCGUAAUUUCACGGAAGGAAAUUCAAUGUAUGAAGAAUUUGCCGAAAAUCAGAAAAUGAUAGAGAAUGAAAAAAUCAAUUCAUCGACUGAAAUUAAAUGUGAUGAGCUAAUGGGAAAUUGGAAACCAUUUGAAAAGAGGAGAGAGCGUGAUCAAAGGAUAUAG